Molecule: messenger RNA, 564 nt
Organism: Lodderomyces oxycetoniae
Lineage: Eukaryota; Fungi; Ascomycota; Pichiomycetes; Serinales; Debaryomycetaceae
Gene: AHP2
Product: Ahp2p
Exons: 1
Coding region: 1-564 (187 amino acids)
Biological process (GO): hydrogen peroxide catabolic process; cellular response to oxidative stress; cell redox homeostasis
Cellular component (GO): cytoplasm; mitochondrion; peroxisome
Molecular function (GO): thioredoxin peroxidase activity
Source: RefSeq, a predicted model, not a curated record
AUGACAAUUUCUCAAGGUGACCAAUUUCCUAAAGGUGUGAAAUUUACAUACAUUCCAAUAGACUUAUCAGAUACAAGUUUGAUCGACCCAUUGAAAUGCCAACAACCAAUUUCAUUAAACUUGGAUAAUCUCAUUACUCGAUUUCUGCAAUCAAACUUUCUUCUAAUAGUUUCUGUACCAGGGGCAUGGACACCACUUUGUGGAGAACAACAUAUCCCCGCAUACCUUCAAAACCUUGCCAAACUCAAAUCACAAAAGAUAGGAGCCGUUGUAAUCAUUGGUGCAAAUGAUCCAUUUGUAAUGAACGGAUGGGCAAAGGUUCUUAUUAAAGAGUAUGUCAAGACGGCAGAGCAACCUAUUCCCGAAUUGAUAUUCGCUAUGGAUUCAACGGGGUUUAGCAAAUCACAAAAUUUGACGAAUGAAAGCGAUAUUACUGGAUUUACAAGAAAUAAGAGGUAUGCAUUAUUAGUAGAUUGUCUGAAUCGUGAGAUAAAGUAUCUUGGUGUUGAGACUGAAAGGAAAGUAGACAAGUCGGGAGUUGAUGCGGUAUUGGCAAAGCUAUAG